UGGGGCCUCACCCCUCUCACAGAGCAGGGAGUCCGGGUUCUCCGGGCACACACUUGGACACAGCAGGCCCCUCAGGCCUCCAGGAUGCCCUUCCCUGCCUCCUGGCCCCGCCCUCCUCCUUGCCUGCUGCUGACUCUGCUGCUGGGCCUCCCAGGAGCGGCAGGUGAGGAGCUGCAGGUGAUUCAGCCUCAGAAGUCAGUGUUCGUCGCAGCAGGAGAGACGGCCACUCUGAGUUGCAAUGUGACCUCCAUGCUCCCCGUGGGGCCCAUCCUGUGGUUCAGAGGGACAGGGCCAGACCGGGAGUUAAUCUACAGUUUCAAAGGAGGCCACUUCCCCCGAGUAACAAGGGUUGCAGACACCACGAGGAGAGACAACAUGGACUUCUCCAUCCGCCUCAGUAACAUCACCCCAGCAGACACAGGGACCUACUACUGUGUGAAGUUCCGGAAAGGAGGCAGUGAUAAUGACAUGGAGCUCAAGUCUGGAGCAGGCACUCAGCUCACCGUGAGUGGAGGGGCAGGUGAGGAGCUGCAGGUGAUUCAGCCUCAGAAGUCAGUGUCCGUCACAGCAGGAGAGACGGUCUCUCUGAGCUGCAUCAUGACCUCCAUGCUCCCUGUGGGGCCCACACAGUGGUUCAGAGGGACAGCGCCAGACCGGGAGUUAAUCUACAGUUACAAAGGAGGCCACUUCCCCCGAGUAACAAGUGCUGCAGACAUCACAAGGAGAGACAAUAUGGACUUCUCCAUCCGCAUCAGUAACAUCACCCCAGAAGACACAGGGAUCUACUUCUGUGUGAAGUUCCAGGAAGGAGGCGAUGAUGAUGACAUGGAGCUCAAGUCUGGAGCAGGCACUCAGCUCAGCGUGAGUGGAGGGGCAGGUGAGGAGCUGCAGGUGAUUCAGCCACAGAAGUCAGUGUCUGUCGCAGCUGGAGAGACGGCCACUCUGAGUUGCAUUGUGACCACCCUGCUCCCCGUGGGGCCCUUCCUGUGGUUCAGAGGGACAGGGCCAGGCCGGGAGUUAAUCUAUGAUUUCAAAGGAGGCCACUUCCCCCGAGUAACAAGGGUUGCAGAUACCACGAGGAGAGACAACAUGGACUUUUCCAUCCGCAUCAGUAACAUCACCCCAGCAGACACAGGGACCUACUACUGUGUGAAGUUCCGGAGAGGAGGUGAUAAUGCCUCUGAGUUUAAGUCUGGAGCAGGCACUCAGCUCACCGUGAGUGGAGGGGCAGGUGAGGAGCUGCAGGUGAUUCAGCUUCAGAAGUCAGUGUCUGUCGCAGCAGGAGAGACGGCCACUCUGAGCUGCACUGUGACCACCCUGCUCCCCGUGGGGCCCUUCCUGUGGUUCAGAGGGACAGGGCCAGGCCGGGAGUUAAUCUAUGAUUUCAAAGGAGGCCACUUCCCCCGAGUAACAAGGGUUGCAGACACCAUGAGGAGAGACAACAUGGACUUUUCCAUCCGCAUCAGUAACAUCACCCCAGCAGACACAGGGACCUACUACUGUGUGAAGUUCGGGAAAGGAGGCAGUGAUAAUGACAUGGAGCUCAAGUCUGGAGCAGGCACUCAGCUCAGCGUGAGUGGAGGGGCAGGUGAGGAGCUGCAGGUGAUUCAGCCUCAGAAGUCAGUGUCUGUCGCAGCAGGAGAGACGGCCACUCUGAGUUGCAUUGUGACCACCCUGCUCCCCGUGGGGCCCUUCCUGUGGUUCAGAGGGACAGGGCCAGGCCGGGAGUUAAUCUAUGAUUUCAAAGGAGGCCACUUCCCCCGAGUAACAAGGGUUGCAGACACCAUGAGGAGAGACAACAUGGACUUUUCCAUCCGCAUCAGUAACAUCACCCCAGCAGACACAGGGACCUACUACUGUGUGAAGUUCGGGAAAGGAGGCAGUGAUAAUGACAUGGAGCUCAAGUCUGGAGCAGGCACUCAGCUCAGCGUGAGUGGAGGGGCAGGUGAGGAGCUGCAGGUGAUUCAGCCUCAGAAGUCAGUGUCUGUCGCAGCAGGAGAGACGGCCACUCUGAGCUGCACUGUGACCACCCUGCUCCCCGUGGGGCCCUUCCUGUGGUUCAGAGGGACAGGGCCAGGCCGGGAGUUAAUCUAUGAUUUCAAAGGAGGCCACUUCCCCCGAGUAACAAGGGUUGCAGACACCAUGAGGAGAGACAACAUGGACUUUUCCAUCCGCAUCAGUAACAUCACCCCAGCAGACACAGGGACCUACUACUGUGUGAAGUUCCGGAAAGGAGGCAGUGAUAAUGACAUGGAGCUCAAGUCUGGAGCAGGCACUCAGCUCAGCGUGAGUGCUCGGUGAAGUAAUCACAUCGAAAGCCUUUCCAGGGGACUGGCUGCCUGAACCCGUUCUCAGACUUUUCUGGGGAAAAUUACCCCACUUGUAGCCUGGCACCUGCAUCCACGAAUCUAUUUGAAGACGGCAAGAUCCACAUUUGCUUCAAUGUUGGGCACACGCUUUAUAGCAUGAGGGGAAGCUGGAACAAACCCUAAUGUAAUUGAAACCAAUCCCUAAUACUAAACCAGACCUAACAGUUGUUGUUGUUGUUUUCAGAAGAGAACAGCAAGACUUCCCACAGUGCCUAUGGGCCACUGGGUCAGACUGGUCCCAGAGCCAUGCAAAGGUGCAAAAAGCCUACUAAUGACUCCACAAACGCCGAUGAAUGGCCAAAACCAAAAUUUGCCCUUUGUCCUUUGCCAGAAUCUAUGUGCAGAUGUAGGGGGAUCAGGAAUUUUCACUUAGCUAGGUGUAGGAAGCGGUUAUAGGGUUAAGCCUUGGACUGACCUGCUGGCAAAGUCGCAAACAAGUCCCAGCUUGGAGGGCACAGUCCUCUAAGCAUAAUUAAGCUUGAUCUUGUAACUGCUCCCUAGAUCUUUCCUGGGUAGCUAGUGGGCUGUGGGAGGGGCAGCAAGUGCUGCCAAAACAAGUGAAACUUAUAAGAACAUUGUAAGUUACCUUGUUUGUCCCUGAUUAUAAAUAAAGCAUCAGCUUUGCAGUCUGGAUCUGUUCUGUGGCCUCAGCAAGGCACAGAAGAUCCACCUAGACCCAGCUUUUUCUCUUUGUCUAUCAUUUCUCCAUCCUUCACCACCUCCCUCAGGCUCGCCGAACCCUUGGCUGUGCUGGCGCAGCACAGCUAGGCACCUAGAUCUCACCCAAUCUGACCCCACUCUCUAGGAAUGCCUUUCUACCUUCUGCCUUUCUACUUUCUGCCUUUCCAAUUCCUUACCUCCUGUGGCUUAGUUUCAACACAGUCCAAUCAAGACUCCUGAUUAGAAUGAACACAUAUGGAAAUUUCUCCUUCCCAUUAAAUUUGCUCUAAGUCUGUAGUCCAGGGCAUGGAAGGAGAUGGAUCUGAGCCCUGUCUCUGUCUCCUGGUUUGGCAGCUGGAAGAAUAAAUCUUUUCUCUAUGAAACA
This is a messenger RNA of Eptesicus fuscus (big brown bat), 3414 nucleotides long. Its product is annotated as basement membrane-specific heparan sulfate proteoglycan core protein-like. The transcript has 8 exons. The record is from RefSeq and is a predicted model, not a curated record. Gene Ontology annotation, cellular component: plasma membrane. Gene Ontology annotation, biological process: positive regulation of phagocytosis; positive regulation of T cell activation. NCBI's taxonomy places the organism in Eukaryota, Metazoa, Chordata, Mammalia, Chiroptera, Vespertilionidae. The coding region runs from base 85 to 2301 and encodes 738 amino acids.